AUGGGGAGGAUGACUGUGGGUGCCUCUCCUGCCGGCCUCUUGCUCCUCGCCGCGCUCGCCCUCAUUUGCACUGCCGGCAUAAUGAAGGCGGCAGCGUAUGGCAACACCACUGUUGAAAAGACCACACGGCAUGACACGGUCAACGCCGCAGCGUACAGAGAUGACACGCUCAACGCAGCGGCCAAACCAGCAAGCAAGAAUGACGCGAGGAGGGCUCUCGUGACCACCAGCAGUAUCAUCACCACCAGCGGCGGUGGAGCUGCGGGCGAGAAGGUCAACGCGAGGAGGGCUCUCGAGACCACCCCCAGCACCCCCAGCUUGCAGGUUGCGACGGCGGUGGUGAUGGGCAAGACGUGGCUGGACUUCAGCAAACAGGUGUGCGUGAGCGUGCCCAAGAAGGCGCGGCAGAAAAGCGCGACGGUGUGGUGGAAGGGCGGCGGGGACUCGAGCACCGCGUCGGCGGGCGGUCAGUGCGCGCAGGUCAAGUUCUUCAGUAAAGCUGUCUGCCAAGGCACGCCAAGGACCAGCGCUGGACAGCAUCGCCAACCCGUGCAGGUCUAG
Messenger RNA from Closterium sp. NIES-65, 561 nucleotides. The record is from the annotation of a GenBank genome assembly. NCBI's taxonomy places the organism in Eukaryota, Viridiplantae, Streptophyta, Zygnematophyceae, Desmidiales, Closteriaceae.